AUGCAGCCAGGUCCAGCGGCAUGUGUCGGUCGUGGGCCUGGGUCUCGUCGUCGUCGUCGCCUGGGUCUCGUCGUCGUCGUCGCCUGGGUCUCGUCGUCGUCGUCGCCUGCGCAGCCCCAGAGCAUCAUUGCGCAGCGCACCCACCUGUACGCGUGA
Molecule: messenger RNA, 156 nt
Organism: Apiotrichum porosum
Lineage: Eukaryota; Fungi; Basidiomycota; Tremellomycetes; Trichosporonales; Trichosporonaceae
Exons: 2
Coding region: 1-156 (51 amino acids)
Source: RefSeq, a predicted model, not a curated record